Messenger RNA from Myotis daubentonii (Daubenton's bat), 3495 nucleotides. RefSeq names its product forkhead box A1 (gene FOXA1). Gene Ontology annotation, molecular function: transcription factor binding; protein domain specific binding; RNA polymerase II cis-regulatory region sequence-specific DNA binding. The record is from RefSeq and is a predicted model, not a curated record. Gene Ontology annotation, biological process: regulation of transcription by RNA polymerase II; cell differentiation; anatomical structure morphogenesis. Lineage: Eukaryota; Metazoa; Chordata; Mammalia; Chiroptera; Vespertilionidae.
CGGCCGCGCCGCGGGGCGGGAGGCGCGGCGGCUGGACUGGCGGGCGGCUGCCUCGCAGGUGCACCUCGGGCUUUGUAGGUGCGAGCGUCUUUGUGCGGCGGACAAAUGGGGAGAGGACGAGGAGGUGGGCACUCGAGCGACGUAAGAUCCACAUCAGCUCAACUGCACUCGUCUCACAGAGGCCGCCCGCUCACUUCCCGCGGAGGCGCUCCCGGGCGCCGCGCUCCGCGGCUGCCGCCUGCCCCCGCCCGCCGCGCCGCCGCGCACGCCGCGCCCCGCAGCGCCCGGCUUCCUCCUCGCUAGGCUGGCGUUGGACCGGCGCGGGCGCUCGGGCGGCUGCCAGCGCUCGGCUCCCAGCUCCCCGCCUCGCCCCUCGCGGCCGCCUGUCGCUUUGCACAGGGCUGUAUGGUUGCAACGGGGUGGGUGACUCCAGGAUGUUAGGAACUGUGAAGAUGGAAGGGCAUGAGAGCAGCGACUGGAACAGCUACUACGCGGACACACAGGAGGCCUAUUCCUCAGUCCCGGUCAGCAACAUGAACUCGGGCCUGGGCUCCAUGAAUUCCAUGAACACCUACAUGACCAUGAACACCAUGACCACAAGCGGCAACAUGACCCCAGCUUCGUUCAAUAUGUCCUACGCAAAUCCGGGCCUGGGCGCCGGCCUGAGCCCUGGCACGGUUGCUGGCAUGCCUGGGGGCUCCGCGGGCGCCAUGAACAGCAUGACAGCCGCGGGAGUGACGGCCAUGGGGACGACGCUGAGCCCAGGGGGCAUGGGCGCCAUGGGCGCGCAGCCUGCGGCCUCCAUGAACGGCCUGGGCCCCUACGCCGCAGCCAUGAACCCCUGCAUGAGCCCCAUGGCCUACGCGCCGUCCAACCUGGGCCGCAGCCGGGCCGGGGGCAGUGGCGACGCCAAGACUUUCAAGCGCAGCUACCCUCAUGCCAAGCCGCCCUACUCCUACAUCUCGCUCAUCACCAUGGCCAUCCAGCAGGCCCCCAGCAAGAUGCUCACGCUGAGUGAGAUCUACCAGUGGAUCAUGGACCUCUUCCCCUAUUACCGGCAGAACCAGCAGCGCUGGCAGAACUCCAUCCGCCACUCGCUGUCCUUCAACGACUGCUUCGUCAAAGUGGCGCGCUCCCCCGACAAGCCGGGCAAGGGCUCCUACUGGACGCUGCACCCGGACUCCGGCAACAUGUUCGAAAACGGCUGUUACCUGCGCCGCCAGAAGCGCUUCAAGUGCGAGAAGCAGCCUGGGGCCGGGGGCGGGAGCGGGGGCAGUGGUGGCGCCAAGGGCGGCCCUGAGAGCCGAAAGGACCCCUCGGCCUCGGCCAACAGCAGCGGGGACUCACCCCUUCAUCGAGGGGUUCACGGUAAAGCCGGCCAGCUAGAGGGCGCACCGGCCCCGGGGCCCACUGCCAGCCCCCAGACUCUGGACCACAGCGGGGCGACGGCGACAGGGGGCGCCUCGGAGUUGAAGACUCCAGCCUCCUCAGCUGCGCCCCCGAUCAGCUCCGGGCCUGGGGCUCUGGUAUCUGUGCCCCCCUCCCACCCAGUGCACGGUCUGGCACCCCACGAGUCCCAGCUCCACCUGAAAGGGGACCCCCACUACUCCUUCAACCAUCCCUUCUCCAUCAACAACCUCAUGUCCUCGGAUCAGCAGCACAAGCUGGACUUCAAGGCAUAUGAGCAGGCGCUACAGUACUCGCCCUACAGCGCCUCAUUGCCUGCCAGCCUGCCACUGGGCAGCGCCGCGGUGGCCACCAGGAGCCCCAUUGAGCCCUCAGCCCUGGAGCCGGCGUACUACCAAGGUGUGUAUUCCAGACCUGUCCUAAACACUUCCUAGCUGCCCUAGACCAGGGGUUGGUUUGUCGUGACCAUGCUGGUAGCAGGAGAGGGGGGGAAAGCAGCAGCAAACAAAACCACACAUACCAAGCUGACGACAGCAGAAUAAAAUACCAACUAUUUUUAUUUCUUUUUGUGUGUGUGUGCACAAUCUUUUUCCCAGUGCAAAGGACUGUUACUUUUUGUUAUUCAAAUGCCUGUGUAUAUCAGUAGGAAGAAAACCGACCCCAAACCAACUGAAUUUUUCCCUGCAAAGUUUAAUGAUCCACAAGUGUAUAUAUCAAAUAUUCCUACUUCCUUAUCCCUUUCUUUCCUCUUUCCCAUCCAGACACAUUCUAGUGUGUGCAGGCUUUAUUUAAAAAAGAAAGAAAGAUGGUCAAGCUUGUAAAAUAUUUGUUUGAACUUUUUUCCCCUCUUCACCUGACCCUCCUCUUCCCCUACCUCCCCCCCCAUCCCCCCCCCCCCCACACACACACACACUACACACAAGUUUACAGGUCUAUGGCAAUACUCUUAACCAUAAGAACUCAAAGAGUGAGGAAACAAGUAGACACUAUGGGCUGUUAAAAGUAUUGAAGGACAAUACUGCUAUUAUGUAGCAAAACAUAAACAGAUUAUAAACAUCAGAGCCUUUUGUUUUUCAGCUUACAUUUCUGAUACAUUCAGAUAGCAGCUGUCUUAAAAUGAAAUACUUAAAAUGAAAUAAAAUGUACCGACAUUUAUGCACAUGCUCAGAUAUGUAGACAUCCUCCAUAUAUUUACAUAACGCAUAGAGGUACUAGGUAGGUGGUAUACAUGCUACAUUUUCAAGAGUUGCCUGACCAAGAAAUUACACACACAUCCCCUCCUUGUCCUCUCUACCCACAGAUAGCCCUGGGAAUCAAUUCCCCAAGAAUUGUCCCUCUCAGUGACUCUGCUUCUUACUUUGCAGAGUACCAUGGUCAUGUCAUUCUGAGGUCAGAUAACAUGUAUAAAAUUAGCUUCUAUGUAUCUAUACCAUUUAAAGAAUAUUUUUCUCCAAAAAAAGGGAAUAUUACAAUGUUCGAGGAGAGAUGUUAUAGGGAGCCAUAUUUCAAAAUUUGGUUCAAGAUUCCAAAAUCCAAUUGAUUGUGGUAAUUUUAAUUAUUGUCAUCGUGUGCUUGUUCAUUCAGUGUUAAUGCACUUUUCACAGUUGGACAUGGUGAUAGUAUAGUCAGACGGGUUUCAUUAUUAUUCCUUUUUGCUUUCUCAAUGUUAAUUUAUUGCAUGGUUUAUUCUUUUUUUCUUUACAGUUGAAAUUGCUUUAAAUGAUGGUUAAAGAUACAAAUUAAAAUGUUAAUUUCUAUCAAUGUGAUUGUAAUUAAAAUAUUUUGAUUUAAAUAAUGAAAAUAAAUUUUAAGCCGUGGCACAUGUUCUUGAUCAUUUGCAGUUAAGGACUUUAAAUAAAUCAAAUGUUAACAAAAAAAGUAUUUUUGUUAUUUUCCUUAAUUAAAUCCAAAAUAGAUAUCUGAAUAUGAUAUUUUUCAAAGUCUGGCACUGAAUAUAAGUGACAAAAAGGAAAAUAAUCUAAAACAAAAUUGUUUUGUGUAUGUUUAUUAUAGGAACAUGUAGUUAGUAAAAAAAAAAAAAAGGUUAAAGAAGUUCAAUAAAACUGGAUAGAUAAAUUGAUUUAAUAU